Cladophialophora immunda is the source of this 3314-nucleotide messenger RNA. RefSeq lists its product as uncharacterized. Gene Ontology annotation, biological process: RNA catabolic process. Gene Ontology annotation, molecular function: RNA binding; ribonuclease T2 activity. Lineage: Eukaryota; Fungi; Ascomycota; Eurotiomycetes; Chaetothyriales; Herpotrichiellaceae. The coding region runs from base 1 to 1629 and encodes 542 amino acids. The transcript has a single exon. The record is from RefSeq and is a predicted model, not a curated record. Gene Ontology annotation, cellular component: extracellular region.
AUGGCCUCUCUCUAUCAGCUCCUAUCCCAACUCCCCGUGCUGUCCUCGUUUCUACUCCCCCUGCCUCUCACCACCACCGACGGCAUCAACAACAACAUCCUUUCCCUCCCAAAGUCAAACCCCACAGCCUGCCCCAACCCUCCGUCGCUAUCGUGUCCCUCGCCGCCGCCCCAAGACAUAAACACGUGCUGUGUCAAUCACCCUUCAGGACACUUUUUGCAGACCCAAUUCUGGGACACCGCGCCACCCAUCGGGCCGAACAACUCGUGGACCAUCCACGGACUCUGGCCGGAUCUCUGUGCUGGAGGGUUUGACGCCUUCUGCGACUCGUCGCGCUCGCACUCGGACAUUCGGACUGUGCUCCGCCACGCUCUGGAGGAGGGCCAGGAUGGGGAUCACUCGCCGACGAUCGAGGGCCUGCUCUCCUUCAUGGAGACGUACUGGCUCUCCCUCGACGGCGACCACGAGCACCUGUGGGCCCACGAGUGGAACAAGCACGGAACGUGCAUUUCGACCCUCGAGCCGGACUGCUACGACGGCGCCGCCGCCGCCCCUCCAACCACCCCAAGUCGCCGGCACCCUCACCCCGACGUGCUGGACUACUUCGUCCACACGACCUCCCUCUUCAGGACGCUCGACACGUACUCGGUUCUCGCCGAGGCCGGCAUCCUCCCCUCGUCCAACAAGCGUUAUACGCUGCGGGAGCUGGAGGAGGCAAUCCAGUCUUCUGCGCACGACCACCCGGUGACAUUCCGCUGUAACCGCCGGGGCGAGCUGGACGAGGUGUGGUAUCAUUUCGCGGUGAUGGGUUCGCUGCGACACACGUCUGAUACGCAACAAGACGCCAAAGCCGAAGCCGAAGCCGAAGCCCCAGUCUUGAUGCCCGGUCCGGGAGACUAUGACCUCGACACGGCCCUGAGCCACCACCCCCGCUCCCCGUUCCUGAACGCAACCACCGUGCGCCGACAUUUCGUGCCCGUGCCGCCCGACGGCGCGAUUUCCAACUGCCCGCGACGAGGAAUCAAAUACCUCCCAAAGACGCCUGGGGGGGACCAGGACCCGCCGUCGGCCACGAAGACAACUUCCGUCGCCAACCCCACGUCUUCACCCACCAGCACAAGCACAGCCCUGCCGUUCACAGGCAAAGGCCACCUGGAGAUCCACAUCCUGGACUCUACGUCCACGACGACAACGGAGCAACCACAAAAUCGUGUCGUUCUCUCCCCUUCAGACUCGAACUCAAUCUUGCCCUCCCCCUCCACGGCCUCGAAAAAGGGGUGUCUCAUCCGUCAGGGCCAGUGGUACGUCUCGGGCACCUGCGCGACCUUCCGCGCCCAGCACGACGUGGUCGACCCCGGCCACCAGGCUUUGUUCUCCCUCUCCUCGUCGUACUCCCCGUGCCUGGUCAACCCUGCCACCGGCAAAUUCGAGUGUACCAACUCUGCCAAGGUGCAGGGGAUCUUUUCCUAUGCGGACAACGGCGACGGGAUCAAUGUGCUCGCAUAUCACAACCGCAGCGUAUUUUACGCACACAGCAUUCCGAAGCGGUUUGAAAAGGUUGAUCUUUUUGCUGAUGAUGGCAAUGGCCAGAGAGAAGUGCAGGUGGAGAUCCAUUGGGUACCAGCAUAGUCUUCGGCACUGUGCAUACAAGUGUCUAAACAAGUUGUGAUACCCGCCGUACUUCGUCAUUCAGACGUCUAGGUGCAGCAAUAUCACAGGCCUCGCCCAUCUCAUGACGCCUUCGACCAACACGUUACUCACUUGCUCCCGCUCCUGGGUGGCACCAGUUCGUCGCUACUUCCAGGCCAGCUCAUCCCACUGACUCGACGUCCCAUCUUCUUGACCUCUCGCAUUCCAGCUCCAAACAAGGUCUUGACCCUCUCUCCGCUGGUUUGCCUCUCGGCCUUACGUCGUGAUUUGACCACUUUCUCUUUCCCGCCUCCAGGCACCUCAACCAGCUCUACUCGCGACGGCAAGGUCUUACUCACAGUGCUUUGUGGUGGGCGACCAUGUCCGCUCUCGAGCAUGGCAGCACUCAAGGAGCUUGUCACUGCUCCCGAGCCGUCCACUUUGGAGCAGGAAGAGCUGAACUGAGGCUGGACCGGCCCAGAGAUCUUCACAGCCUUGGAGGAUGAUGCUUGGUCCCUGCUACCCCCGCGACUCCUGACUACGGUCAAAGAUGGCAUCUGUGAGUUUGACCGUCGAUGCGCCUCAGCUGCUCUGCGAGAGGCACGUUCCUCUCGCUCUCUCAUCGCCUUUGCUCGAGUUUCGGGGGAGCAAUCAAAGUAAGAUGCUUUACGCCUAUGCGAAGCCAGCUGGACAGUAUUCGACUUUGGCGAAGAAUUGCUCGCAAUAACAUACUGCCUCUUUGGGAUGAGGGGGAUGAGAGAUGCUAGAUUGCCUGUGGUUUUGCUUUUCGUCAUAGUUCCAUCGCCAUAGAACGCCUUGGACGUGUCAAUUAGCACGGCCUCAGCAUUGACGCUUGAUAUUCGACUCGUCGGCGUCGACAUAUUUCCGGGAGAAGUUGAUCUGUUCAACGAAAACGGCUUGAACCCAUUCGACCCAGAAGUGGUCAAUUUUUUCUCCGCCUCUUUGCCCCCAAAUGCGAGGCUUCCAGCUCGAUGCAGGCUUUGGCGCGAUAUUCCCAGCUUCUUGAGGAGGAUGUUCUCGAAGUCUUCAAAGCUCGUUAAGGCUUCUUCCGUCUUGCAAUGCUCUUUUAGCUCAUUGAGCGCACUGUUCAUACGCACCUUCUCACUGUUCUCGAAGAGAUGGUCGAUCUUCUUUUCGGUCGACUCCGAGGGUGAUUGAGAUGGUCUAUUGAGCUCUUUUGUGCGAAAUCGGUCACACAGGGACAUAUAUCGCCCGGUCCAGUAUGACCCAUCCUCUGCAACAUACACCUGCCUGGUGGUUAACAAUGCUAGUCGUUAUAGAAUAGUCAGAAGUCUCUCACAUGUCUUGGAUCAUUGUCGGAAUGCUGGCUGGGAUUCGAGCUGCUGACGCUGCCAAUGCUGGUUGUCAUUGUUGUUGAAGUUGGGAUGUCACUAUCUCGCCAGUUCUUGUUUGCCAAAGUGGAGUUUAUGAACAGGAGCCUCCCCGAUGACGAUGUCCUCUUCAUGCCUUCGAGACGUUGUGUAUUGGCAACGUCAUUCAGCGACAAUUUGAGGGUUGGUGCACGCUCGGCCGGGCUCCUUAGUGAUUGCGAUGAUAGAGCACAUUCAAGAGGGUUUCGGUGCUGACAAGCAUUUCUAAGUCGAGCACGGUUGAUCGCCGCCUCUCUCUGAACCUGUAUCAUUAAGUCCGUCUCUUUUUCUGUC